AAAGUGAUCUCCAAGUCUUCUCGCUCGCCGCUCUCUCGCUCUUGUGUGCUCUCGAUCUCCAUUGCACGGAGCCAGCUUGAUCGUGAGAAGAUCCAGCCAUGGCGGAGACCAAAGCCUUCACCAUUCGCACCCGCAAGUUCAUGACCAAUCGCCUCCUCUCACGAAAGCAAUUCGUCAUCGAUGUCUUGCAUCCUGGCAGAGCCAACGUUUCCAAGGCGGAGUUGAAGGAUAAAUUGGCGAAGAUGUACGAAGUGAAGGAUGAGAACUCGAUCUUUGUGUUCAAGUUCAGAACGCACUUUGGUGGUGGGAAGUCAACGGGUUAUGGGUUGAUCUACGACAGUGUUGAAAACGCGAAGAAAUACGAGCCUAAGUAUCGCCUCAUCAGGAAUGGACUGGCCACUAAGGUUGAGAAGUCAAGGAAGCAAAUGAAGGAAAGGAAGAACAGAGCAAAGAAAAUCCGAGGUGUGAAGAAGACAAAGGCUGGAGAUGCUGCCAAGGCAGGGAAGAAGAAGUGAGGUCUCUUCAUCCUUCCAGUGAAGGAUUCACAAUUUGGUGGACACUCUUGGGUUAUUAUGAUGUGGAAUCUUUUUGCUGCCUGGUUUUUUAUUAUUUACUUUUGAACUGUUGUAGUUUUGAGGAAGUUUUCUUUUGUGAACCAUGAUACACAUUAGCUACAAGACCGGCUUUAUCUUUCUAAUUGCUUGGAGUAAUUCAAUAGGUGUUAUUUGGUUUGAUUA
This is a messenger RNA of Dioscorea cayenensis subsp. rotundata (Guinea yam), 737 nucleotides long. RefSeq names its product 40S ribosomal protein S24-1-like. Lineage: Eukaryota; Viridiplantae; Streptophyta; Magnoliopsida; Dioscoreales; Dioscoreaceae. Gene Ontology annotation, molecular function: structural constituent of ribosome. Gene Ontology annotation, biological process: translation. Gene Ontology annotation, cellular component: ribosome. The record is from RefSeq and is a predicted model, not a curated record.